AAUAAUUAAUUACUACAAGAGAAGAAGAAGAAGACUAAAAAAAGAAAGAAAAAAUAAAAAUAACCAAAGUGGCGAUGGCGACUGAAGCAGUAAUCAAGGUAGUAGCACUCUGUGGUUCCCUCCGUGAAGCCUCCUAUAAUCGCGGUCUCCUCAAUGCCGCAAUGGAGAUAUGCAAGGAUUCUAUAAAGGGAAUGGAGAUUGAGUACAUCGAUAUAUCGUCGUUGCCGUUUACAAACGAGGACCUUGAGGUGAACGGAACUUAUCCAGAUGAUGUAGAGUUUUUUCGUAAAAAAAUUGAAGAAGCUGAUUGUUUCCUCUUUGCUUCUCCCGAGUACAAUUACUCCGUCACAGCACCGUUGAAAAAUGCAAUUGAUUGGGCAUCUCGACCUCCUAAUGUUUGGGCGGAUAAAUCAGCAGCAAUUGUGAGUGCGGGAGGUAACUUUGGUGGAGGACGAGCACACUAUCACCUUCGACAAAUUGGAAUCUACAUUGAUCUUCAUUUCAUUAACAAGCCUGAACUUUUUGUGUUUGCAUUUGAGUCACCACCAAAGUUUGACAGCAACGGUGUGCUGAUACAUGAAGAAACCAAGCACAAACUCAAAGCAGUCCUUUUGGCUUUACAGGCAUUUGCCUUGAGACUCAAAAGGCAAGUCUGAAUAGCUUCUA
Molecule: messenger RNA, 666 nt
Organism: Solanum stenotomum
Lineage: Eukaryota; Viridiplantae; Streptophyta; Magnoliopsida; Solanales; Solanaceae
Product: NAD(P)H:quinone oxidoreductase-like
Exons: 3
Coding region: 75-656 (193 amino acids)
Cellular component (GO): cytosol
Molecular function (GO): oxidoreductase activity; FMN binding
Source: RefSeq, a predicted model, not a curated record